Molecule: messenger RNA, 336 nt
Organism: Oikopleura dioica
Lineage: Eukaryota; Metazoa; Chordata; Appendicularia; Copelata; Oikopleuridae
Source: the annotation of a GenBank genome assembly
AUGGAAGAUACCUCCCAAGCAACGGACAUUGCAGAGAGAGAAAGUGCAAUCAAAUCACAAGAAGAUAAGUUGAAAGCGCGGUAUGGAAAUAUUGACCGGCGAAAAGGUUCGAUGCUCAUGAAAAAACUCAAAGGUUCUGGAAGAAAAUACUUUGACUCCGGCGACUACAACAUGGAAGUGGUGAAAAUGAGCAAGAAAGACCCUCGUCACAACCCCCUGGCACGAGUGAACAGUGUCGAGGGCCAACCUGCUGUGACAAAAAGCGCUGAUCUGCCGCAGAAAGUAAAACAACCGCUCAAACGUCAGAACUCGAAGCUUGUCGAACAUUCAACUUGA